UGUCGAGCUUGCGAAGAAGCUCGCCUCCGUGUAAAUACAUCCGGUCCAUGAUUUGCGACGACGAUGGCCGUUCUGAUGAGCCGCAGGAGUUUCAGGAGAUCCGUUGGCCAUCGUGGUGGCGGUCUCGCCCCGCAUCAGACAUCGCGGCGCACGUACCGGCACUCUACAGACCAAGGCAAGGACAGAUCUGGCCAGAUCUGCGUCUUGGAUGGAUGGAUGGAUGAAUGGUGGCCAUGCUGGUCUCUCUUUUUCUGCGGCAGAAAGAAGCUGGCCUUCGGCGUGAGGGCCAUCGACCAGAUCCUCCUGUGAGCGAAUGUGGUGUGUCUAAGGCGCUCAUCUGGCCGGCUGUUUGGUGUGGUGUGGUGUGUUGCAGGGGUGGGAUCCCGUCUGGAUGCAUCGCGGAGAUCACGGUGAGGUGCAGCUGCGGCCUUUAUUCCACUGGCCAUCUGCAGUGGGAACCAUCAAUGUGUUUGUCUGCGCUGCCAUGCCCACAGGGGGAGGCGGGCAGCGGCAAGACGCAGACGGCAAUGCACCUCACGGCGCAGGUCCACUCCACAUGAGCCAGCCUCAUGCCAGUUCUCUCACUUCUCUCGGUGUGUUGAAAUCCCUUUCUUGUGUGCAGGCCUUGGUAUCUCAGCUGGACGUGCCUUCGUCGGGUCGGCAGCCCACAGAUGCGGCCGUGUACUACAUCUACACCGAGGGCUCGCUGCCUGCCGAAAGACUUUCGCCCAUCGUCGGUCGGUGACAUGGAUGGAUGGCAACCACGGAGGGAGAGAACACAAGGCUUUGUUUGUUUGUUGUGCUGGUGGGUUGUGUGCGUUUCAUGCAUAUGUCAGAGUCGUCUGUGCGGCGUCACUAUGCCAGCCGGGGUGUUGCGGGUGGUGAGUUGGAGGAGAGGGUGCAGCACUGUGUGGGGAAACUGAUGGAUCGCAUCUAUGUGGAACACGUCGAGGACGAGGGGGUGAGAUGAGCGGGGAGCGAGGGAGGGAGGGAGGGAGGGAGGGGAUGCCCGGAGAGGGCAGACGGGGCAUGAAGGCCUUAGAUUAGCACAUCUGUCUCUCUCUGAUGUGUGGCACCUUUGCAGCGUUUGUCGUAUGUGCUGAGCAGCAAGAUACCCCUGCUCAUGAGUGUGUUCAAGGUAAGUCCUUCCCAUUCGUCUCAUCUGCAGAUGCCCUCCCUGCCCGUUUGCUUGUGCGUCAGGUGGUGCUGGUGGUGAUCGACUCCAUCGCAGCCAUCUUCCGAGUCCCACAGCGGGGGCUCAACAGGGAGUCAGUGAGAGAGAGAAACACCCGCCACGCCCGCCACGCCCGCCACGCCACGCCACGCCAACAUUCCCCUGUCUGUCUGUCUGUCUGUGGUUUACGGCAUUCAGCGGUCUGGCGGCUCGGUCUGAGUCUCUGUUCAUCUUGGCGUCGCUGCUCAAGCGCAUCGCCGCCAACCAUUCGGCGUGGGUCGUUGUGACCAACCAGGUGUCCCUCGCACAGCUGCCCAGGGGAUUCAGAGGCGACGCCAACCAAUCACACGCUAUGGUAGACUCGUAGGCAGGCAGGCAGGCAGCCAUCCAUCCAUCUGUGUCGUGUAUUGUUCUGUGUUGGUUGUGAUGUGUGGCGUGGGAAGGUGCGUCCGACGCUGGGCAUGGCGUGGUCGACGUGUGUCAACUGCCGGAUGAUGCUGUCCAAGGCGCGCUGGAGUGGCGGGCGGGAGGUCGCACCCCGACAGUUCCACCUCGAGUUCGCACCACACGCGCAUCCUGAGAGGUACCUGUACACCCAACCAGACAGAGACAGACUGAGGCACAUAGCAGUGUCUCUCUCUCUCUCUCUCUCUCUCCUCUCUGUGUGUUGACUUCUACUGAUCUAUCCAUCCAUCUAUCCAUCCACGGGUCAUUAGGUGUGGGUUUCGCAUUGGAAAUGGCGGUAUAGAGGGCGUGGAGGAGGCAUGAGACAUGAAAGAAAGGGACCUGUGGUCUUGCGUGUGGUGUG
This is a messenger RNA of Vitrella brassicaformis, 1982 nucleotides long. The record is from the annotation of a GenBank genome assembly. Lineage: Eukaryota; Vitrellaceae.